CUCUCUCUCUCUCUCUCUCUCUCUCUCUCUGUGUCCCUCUCUCAGAUAGGCAGCGCAGACGUGGGCAGAGUGUGGGGGUAUAGGAAGAGGAGAGAGCGAGAGGGUAGGUAGUAGUGUGUGUGAGGCUGUCAGACAGCAUGGUCUGGGUCUGAGGACAGCACUGGAAGACGCAGCAGCAGCCUCCAGAUCUCCAUGUAGACCAGUGUGGUGACAUCCAUAGAUCACCUGGACCUGUCCACCCAUCAGCACCCACCCAGGACAACACCUGCCUCUUACAGAGAAGCAAGAGGAGGAGAAGAAGGAGGACGAGGGGGGUGGGUCUGUUUAUCUUCUUUUUUUUUCUCAGUUUUUUUGGUUUUGGGAGUAGGCUCCGGGCUGGACCGCAUGCAUGACACAGCGCAAAGGCGAGAAACCCACCAUCAGCAUCCAGGAGCACAUGGCCAUUGACGUGUGCCCUGGCCCCAUCCAGCCCAUCAAGCAGAUCUCCGACUACUUCCCCCGUUACCCGCGGGGCCUCCCCCCUGCUGCGCCCCACCAAGUGGGCCACGCCGGGCCCCUGAGCCCUGCCCUCUCCACCACCUCGGCCACCGCCGCUGUCGAAAGUGACCGCCCAAAUGAGGAUAAACCAGAACGGGCUUGUGCCGGAGCCGCCGCCUCCUUACUGGCCACCAAGAGGGACGAGGAGCCUGACGUGGAAGGAUACGACUCAGAUGACUCCACUACAUUGGGGACCUUGGAAUUCAGUUUGCAGUAUGACCAGGAGAACAAUGCACUUCAUUGCACCAUUAACAAAGCCAAGCUUCCUGUCCCCAGAUACAAGAAGGGGCUCAAGCCGAUGGACCAUAAUGGGCUUUCUGACCCCUAUGUCAAGUUGCACCUACUGCCCGGAGCCAGCAAGGCCAAUAAACUUAGAACCAAGACCCUGCACAACACUCUCAACCCUGUCUGGAGCGAGACCUUGACCUACUACGGCAUCACUGACGAGGAUAUGGUCCGCAAAACACUCAGGAUUUCAGUGUGUGAUGAGGACAAAUUCCGCCACAACGAAUUCAUCGGAGAAACACGAAUCCCCCUCAAGAAGCUGAAGCCCAACCAAAUCAAAAACUUCAACAACUGCCUGGAGAAACAGCUACCUGUCAACAAGACGGAAGACAAGUCCCUGGAGGAACGAGGGCGCAUCAUGAUUUCUCUUAAGUACAACACCCAGAAGUCUUGCCUGGUAGUAGGCAUCAUACGCUGCGCUCACCUCGCCGCCAUGGACGCCAACGGCUUCUCCGACCCCUACGUCAAAACGUACCUGAAGCCUGACGAGAACAAAAAGUCAAAGCACAAGACUGCUGUGAAGAAGAAGACCCUCAAUCCCGAGUUCAACGAGGAGUUCUGUUACGACAUAAAAUAUGCAGACCUCACCAAAAAGACCUUGGAGGUGACAGUGUGGGACUACGACAUUGGAAAGUCCAACGAUUUCAUAGGUGGUGUAUCUCUGGGUAUCAAUGCAAACGGAGAGAGGCUCAAACACUGGUUUGACUGCCUUAAAAACAAGGACAAGAAAAUUGAGCGCUGGCACACGUUGACCAAUGAAUUACCUGGUUCAUUAAAUGACUGAAGACCCAAAUCCUGUCGUCCAACCUGUUGGCCCCCGUCCCCCCCUCCUGCCUUCAUUUUCCUUACUCCUCCUCCCAACUUCUUUUUCCUCUGGAUUUGCCUCAUGUUGGCCAUAGUGACCUGUGACACCUCUUUGGGAAUACAUUCAUUUCCUCUCAACAGGGCUCAGUUAACAAUAUCCUUAUAUUUGUGUUCACAUGUACAAUAGGGGUUGCACGGCUGCUCAUUUCUUUUUCAAGAGAAAUUCAAUCAACAAAAUAAAUCAAGGGGAUUGUAGUGUUGAAUUUUAAGCUUCAUAAUUCGGAUUUCUUGUUUGAUCGUUGAAGACAAAAGGAGCAAAUGCUUUCUAUUUGAUGAGAUCUUUUACAGCUGCUAAAUGAUUUACCAAUGACUCACCAGUCCCUGAAAGAGCACAAACCAAGCCUUCAUACGGUCACCUCAGUGGUACAGUAAGAGUGGAGAAUCUAACAAAGGAUGUAGCAACAUUUUACAUAGUUGUGAGUAUACAGAAAUGUUUAGUUGAAGUCGAUAACUGAAGAUGUUGCACUUUAUUAUGAUUUUAAAACUGUUGGGUAGCGAAGGUCCAGUUGUCGUUCACGACCAUCUAAGCAGUUCCAACACAAUGAAAUCUGGAGCAUUUAUCCUUUAGUUUUAAUAAUUCGGCCAGGUGAGAACAAUGUCAUAACUUCCUUAAAAUACUGUACAAGUUAAGGCCUCAGUAUGCUUCAAACAAAUUAGAUCGUGCAAGCUGCUGUCUGACCGAGACUGUCCUCCAAGAAAUAUAAGUUUCAGUAAAUGUCUGCAUAAGACCUCUAACAGCUGCGCUAAUUAUGACUGUUGUCCACCGAGAGCUAAGAAAGUCUUAAUAUUAUAAAUUAUUAUUAUAUUAUUAUUAUAAACGACUUUAUAGAGUCCACAGAAGGAGAAGGUCAGGGUGGUUGAAUGGAUCAGCAAAAGAUUAGACUUUGACAUGCUGCCGUUUGCUUCUCAUUUCCUACCAACAAUUAACGUGACAUCAUUUAACCAUGACCAUGUUGCCUCAGGCUUUCUCAGGCUUUUUGAAUGCUGAAAACAGCAUUCAAAGAACUUCAAUGGCAUUGUUGUGUCAGAUUGUCCGAGACCCUACUUUCCACCAUUGGGGUCUCAGACACUGUUACACUAUGAAUACCUUGUUUGAAAUAUACUCAGGCCUUCAGUCCUCUUCCCAGUAAACUGUAGUGCAUUUUGUUGAAGAGAAGAAAUUACAAUAACCAUACCAACAACACUAAACAAUCCCUAAAUGCAAUUCCUAAUGGUUAUAAGGAGACAAAUGUUGGCAGUUGAAAGCCAUUAUGUCUGCUAAAAGGAUUUUAGAAUGACUGAUGCUCAACUGUAAAUUGGCAGGAUGACUGGUUAACAAAUGUCCAAUAAGCAAACCAGUGUAAUACAAAAAACAACUUUGCCUCCUCAAGUCUACGUUAAAAAUACUGAUCCCAUGUGUUUCUGUAUAGCCUAAUCAAUAUGAGACAAUGCUAGGUGUCAUAGCACCACCUACCUGGAUUACUCACUGAUGUUUCAGUGCAACCCCUAAUCUAUAGAGCUGCCUAGUUUUAUUGUAAUCCUGAGGUCAAGGCUCCCUGUGUGUUUCAUCCAUUCAGACCUCAAAAUAGCUUUUUUUUUUAUUUACAGUGUUAAAGAAACAGGAAGCUAAAUAAGACUAAAAUGCACUUAGAAAUUCCAUUAAAAUUGGUGAUGAAUCACAGGUACAAGGCCACAGUGUGGUUAUCAAUAAGCUGACCUUCUGUCUGUCGUCAAAAGGGAUUUUUACAGUCAAUGCUUUAUAGAACAGGAGUUUAGACUUCAAGGGUAAGAUGUGUCAAUACGUACAAUAAAAGUAUAACCGUGUAAUACCGGCAUUGAAUCUGAUUAGUCAGGUCGUGAAGAGGGUUAUGAAUUUAAAAGUAGAUCUUAUAUGCACCAGAUGAUUCAGAUGAUCUGUGGAUACUUUCAGCACAGAGGUGGAAACAUUCACAGUCACUGCACACUGAUUACACAGCCUUACUUUACUGUGUGGAAGGUAGAGAGCCUACUUGAUAGAGAGCAGCUGUAAUCAACAACAGAAUGAAGUUCAGUGGCUGACCCGCCUGGUGAAAAAUCACUUGUCAAACCACAACACCACCACAUGAUUGGGCAGCUCUAUGGUGUGUGUGUGUGUGUGUGUGUGUGUGUGUGUGUGUGUCUUAUUGUUUACACUACAGAAAGUUUCCCCAAAAAACUCGCCGGCAGCAUUUUUCAACUGUAAUGUGGCUGAAACAUGUACCUGCUGUUUGUCAAAAGGGCAGAAUUUUAAAAACGGAAAGUUUACGACAAAUAAUUAAAAAAAUGAUAUAUAUAUCAAAAGCAUGUAUUGUUUACAACAGCCUAUUGUUGCUGAAGUUCAAGUUUGCUGCUGAAAGGGUGUACACACCCUAUGCUAAAGUCACUGCGAUUGUUCAGUCGUGCAAUGCAAGCUUUGCUAAGAUGGGCUGGGGUGAGAAGGGCAGAAUUUUUGAUAUACUAGCCGUGUAUGUAUAUUGUUACUAUGUUGUUGCAUCUGUUGAGGGUUUCUUUUUUUAAAUGUAAGCAGCUCCACUAUAAAUAUAAUCGAACAGAAUGUACAUGUUUAACCCCUUCUAUUCCACAGUAAAUCCUCUGAGAAUGUACAGCUUAGCGCUCUGUGUUGUUGAUAUUGUUCAUGUCUCAAACUCUGUAUUUGGGCACACGUAUCUGGGAAUAGAGAUGGUUGAACUCACAGCCCAGGAGCAAACUAUACCAGAUCACUCAAGUCAGAUAUACAACUUUUACUUUUAACUCCUUCUAGCCUGUUGAAUUAUUGAUGUUUUUUCUUUCUUUUAAUAUUUUAUGUUAAGAAUUGAUACCACCAGUCCCUGUGCAGCCCUGGAAACCUACCAGUGGACCAGUAGUCUGGGAUGCAUGCCAUGUAUUUGUAAUUUUAUGAGUUUGAUCCCACAGUAUGACCUUUUCUGCAUGCCCCCUCCCCCCACACCCACCUUUCUUGGAAAUUUCCACCGUGCACUGACUGGUAACACAGAAUAUGCCAUACAAAUAGUCCUCACGUAACGUUCAGGAUUCCUGUCAGGCUUGCAAUUCAGCUAACAGCUUUUUAUCAUUACUUCACAUCACUGUAAGUGAUAGGCCGGCCCUGUUUGUUUUUAGGAGCAUGUUGAUUGUGUCAGCGUGACUGUUUUUAUAAUCACAUCAUUUUAACUCACUAAUUCCAGCUGGUGGAUUGUGACGAACAGCCCUAAUGUCCAUUUGUUAUAUUAUUUGACCCUUUUAACCCCUAGUUUUAUUGAUGAUAUAGUGUUAUUAGAACUAUUACAUUGCUUUCACACUACAUUCUAUUCAUUCUGAAGAAAAUUUGAUUUUGACAAAUGGUAUCACAUCUUCAAAGCUGGGGAAUUAAAUGUUUAAAUGCAGUACAUCAGCCCUCACUUCUCCGUUUAUUUUUUUAUUUUUUUUUUAACAGCCUCUUCAGCCACAUUGAUUUGUGAUGCACAAACUGGCUGUGAAACCUUGUUGGCUUCUCAAUAUAAUCCUUGACACAACGGUGAUCUCUCUCUCUCUCUCUCUCUGAUGAAUAUGUAAUGAAUACAACGACAUGUGAUUAUGAUUUUGUAAUCUGUCUGCCUUGCUGUAUGCAAGCUCAAUAUUAUGGAGGAAAAAAAAAAACACAAAUGCAUGUGUGUGUUCUUGGUUUUGUCAUGAGAUGACUUUGCCUCAUGUUUGAUACUGUUUUCUUUAUUAAAAAAAAACACACAAAAAAAAAACCACACGGCUGUGUAUGCUCUAAGAUUAUGCUAUGAGUCAGUCUUUCUUCUGGACAACAUUUUGUACCUUUGAACACUAUCGCAUUGCCUGUUUGGCUGCUGUAUUGACUAUCUGGAAGCGUGACUUGAUGUGAAUUAAAAUCUCUCCUUUGUU
Messenger RNA from Sander lucioperca (pikeperch), 5568 nucleotides. RefSeq names its product double C2-like domains, beta (gene doc2b). The transcript has 10 exons. Gene Ontology annotation, cellular component: membrane. The record is from RefSeq and is a predicted model, not a curated record. The coding region runs from base 389 to 1606 and encodes 405 amino acids. Lineage: Eukaryota; Metazoa; Chordata; Actinopteri; Perciformes; Percidae.